GGGGAGCCGGGAGAGCUGGAUUCGGAACCCGAGCUAGCUUAGUGCUCGGAGUGGUGCUGGCCGAGGUGGUGCGGUCGCAUUAUGAGCGAGGCGGACGGGCUGCGGCAGCGCCGGCCUCUGCGGCCGCAGGUAGUCACGGAUGAUGGCCCGGCUCCGGAGGCUAAGGACGGCAGCUCCUUUAGUGGUAGAGUUUUCCGGGUGACCUUCUUGAUGCUGGCCAUCUCCCUUACUGUUCCCCUGCUUGGAGCCAUGAUGCUGCUGGAGUCUCCCAUAGAUCCCCAGCCUCUCAGCUUCAAAGAACCCCCUAUCUUGCUUGGUGUUCUGCAACCAAAUACGAAAUUGCAGCAGGCGGACAGGCUAUUUGAAAACCAACUUAUUGGGCCAGAGUCCUUAGUAAAUAUUGGAGAUGUGAUGUUUACUGGCACAGCAGAUGGCCGUGUAAAAAUUGAAAGUGGUGAAAUAGAGACCAUCGCCCGAUUUGGCUCGGGCCCAUGCAAAACCCGAGAUGAUGAGCCUGCUUGUGGGAGACCUCUGGGCAUCCGGGCAGGGCCCAAUGGGACUCUUUUUGUGGCUGAUGCAUAUAAGGGACUAUUUGAAGUAAAUCCUCAAAAACGUGAAGUUAAACUGCUUCUCUCUUCUGAAACACCCAUUGAGGGAAAAAAAAUGUCCUUUGUGAAUGAUCUGACCAUCACUCGGGAUGGCAGAAAGAUUUAUUUCACAGAUUCCAGCAGCAAAUGGCAAAGACGAGAUUAUCUGCUUCUGAUCAUGGAGGGUACUGAUGAUGGUCGCCUGCUAGAGUAUGAUACCGUGACCAAGGAAGUGAAAGUUCUUUUGGACCAGUUACGGUUCCCUAAUGGAGUCCAGCUUUCUCCUGAGGAAGAUUUUGUCCUGGUAGCAGAAACAACCAUGGCAAGGAUACGAAGGGUCUAUGUAUCUGGCUUGAUGAAAGGAGGGGCUGAUAUGUUUGUGGAGAACAUGCCUGGAUUUCCUGACAACAUCCGACCCAGCAGUUCCGGGGGGUACUGGGUUGCCAUGGCAACCAUUCGCCCUAAUCCUGGGUUUUCCAUGUUGGAUUUCUUAUCUGAGAGACCCUAUAUUAAAAGAAUGAUUCUUAAGCUGUUUAGUCAGGAGACGGUGAUGAAGUUUGUGCCACGGUACAGCCUCGUCUUAGAACUCAGUGACAGUGGCGCCUUCCGAAGAAGCCUGCAUGAUCCAAAUGGGCUGGUAGCCACCUACAUCAGCGAGGUACAUGAACAUGAUGGGCAUCUAUACCUGGGCUCCUUCAGGUCCCCCUUCAUCUGCAGACUCAGCCUCCAGUCUGUUUAGUCGGCCCAGCAACUACCCCACCGUGCGUGCUAAGAGUCAUUACACUCAACCACCAUACCUGAUCCAGGAGGAGCUACGGACAUAGUUCUGACCCCAUGUACUUGUCAGUCCUCAGAGGUGUGAUAGGAAUGGCUAUUGCAACCCUGAGAACGUGCAGGCUCUCAAGGGCACCCCUGACUUGGACUUCACUUCAUCUUUAGAGGAAAGCAUAACAUAUCUGCCACAGGGAAGAUAAAUUCACGUAAAGUCAUGUCUCAAAAGAAAAAAAAGUGCUUUCCGAGUAUAGUAAUUCUCCAGGACUUGGGAAACUUUGUGCACUUUUAACAGGUCUCAGGAUUUGUUGGAGAGAGCAGGAGAUGAGCUGCCCAGGAAUCUUGCUAUUGCUGUUGGCUCUGUCCUGCUGGCCUCAGUGUCCUCACUCUUGUUUUUUUUUUUUUUUUGUGGGGGUGAUGUUGGUAUAGGAGGAUGGGGUACAUAGUAGAAAUAUACUGAGGCUAGUCAGCAAGAACUGUGUGAACCAAGACUUUAGACAGUUUAGGAGCUGUGUGGGACAAGGGCCCUUGCUCCCUGAGCAUUCCCUCCAUAGUGGGGGGCUAUCCUCCCACUUUCCACCUGCUGAAGCCUGGCCUUCCUUCAUGCUGGAAGUUUUCAAGACCUUGAGUAAGCAUGUAGGAAAAGUGGACUGAUUCCAGUGGCAAGAAGACUUCCUGGGGUUUCUUUCUGUGAAUACUUAUGCUGCUGGACUUGGACAGUCCAGUGGUUUAGUACCUACUGCAGGGGUGUGUUUAGGAAUGUCCUUUUUACUUCACCUCUAGACCUACAGAUGUGAAUAGUGCACAUGUUGAUGUCAUAUUUGUGCUAGUGUUCUAAGCCCCAAGUUGCUAUGUAAUUUGACAAGUCUAUAUACUGGUCUUAAUUUUGAUAAUAUAAAUAAUAUGAAAUCUGC
Messenger RNA from Sciurus carolinensis (gray squirrel), 2272 nucleotides. RefSeq names its product adipocyte plasma membrane associated protein (gene Apmap). Gene Ontology annotation, molecular function: strictosidine synthase activity. Lineage: Eukaryota; Metazoa; Chordata; Mammalia; Rodentia; Sciuridae. Gene Ontology annotation, biological process: biosynthetic process. The record is from RefSeq and is a predicted model, not a curated record.